CAGCUCUGAGGCCUGCUGUGUUUUCAACGGAGGGAGAGCUGAGGAGAAAAAUGGCGUCUGCAGGCGACCCAGAGCGGGACACCGGCCAUUCAGUUUGAGCUUUCCGCUCUUAAAUUGAGACCGGGGCUUGGUGGAGACUUAUCGGGAACCGUCACCAGACCCGUUGGUUUCUUUCUCCCCCGCUUUUCUCCGUUGUGCGUGGCUCACCCGAGCAGCGAGAUUGAAGCGGAACAGAACAGACUCGCUCCCACAAUGAGGGGGAGAAGAGGAAGGCCGCCCAAACAAGCAGCCGUGAUGCGGGAGGGUUCAACCGGGCCAGUCCGCGGUUCUCGGGGCAGCAGGAGUAGAGGGAUGCGGGGACGGGGAAGAGGCAGAGGACGCGGCCGGGGACGGGGUGGCAUUGCUGGCGUUUGUGUGACUGGCUCUGCGGAGGUAGAUACAGACAUCUCCGGCCGAGAGAACUUUCAUUCGUCCCGGGGCCGCAGGAAAGUUGGAGGCUCCACAGCGGCGGUGUCCGCGGCGUCGCGGGGCAGAGGAGGCAGAAGCAGAGGCAGGGGGUCGAGAGGCGGCCGCGGCAGCAGAGGAGGGGUGAGGCGGCCUCAAACCAAGGUGGUCUACGACGACAACAGCGACGAAGAGGAUGAUAAUAUAAGCUACAGGUCAGACGACGAUGAACUCCUUAACGACAACCCUUCGUCGGAUCUUGAAGAAGAGGAGGCCUUGGGAAACGAGUCUGACUAUCUGGAGGAACUACCAGAUGAGGAUGAUGCCAGCUACUGUACGGAGAGUAGUUUUAAGAGCCACAGCACGCUCGGUAGCACCCCAGGCCGGAGGAGGAGUCGGGCAUUGCAACCGCAGUCUCCCAUCUUUGAGGCAAAGGACAUUCCUCCCCUGGACCUUCCUAAGUCCUCUGAGGACCUCCAGGUUCCUACCUCACAGCUUCUCAAUGUGUCCGCUGUCUACGAAGUCCUCCGCAACUUUGGCUCUGUGCUGCGCCUCUCCCCUUUCCGCUUUGAGGAUUUCUGUGCAGCGGUGGCCAGCCAGGAGCAGUGCACACUGCUGGCAGAGAUGCACAUCUCCCUGCUCAAAGCUAUUCUCAGAGAGGAGGACACUUCCAACACCACUUUUGGUCCCACCGACGUGAAGGACUCUGUCAACUCCACUCUGUAUUUUGUGGAUGGUAUGACCUGGCCGGAGGUGGUGCGGGCGUACUGUGAGAGCGACCCGGAGUACCGGCACAUUCUGCCUCUCCAGGAGACUGAGGAUUACCCGUAUGAACCGCUAGAGAGCAAAAUCAAAGUCCUGCAGUUUUUGGUGGACCAGUUUUUGGCGACCAACAUCGCCCGAGAGGAGCUAAUGUCGGAAGGUGUGGUUGCCUAUGACGACCACUGCAGAGUAUGCCACCGCCUUGGUGACCUGCUGUGCUGUGAGACAUGUUCAGCCGUUUACCAUCUGGAGUGUGUGAAGCCGCCUUUGCUGGAAGUGCCUGAGGAUGAGUGGCAAUGUGAGGUGUGUGUGGCACACAAGGUGCCCGGUGUGGCGGACUGCAUCCCAGAAGUGCAGAAGAGCAAACCUUUCAUCCGACAACUACCAGUCGGCUACGAUCGACACAACCGCAAAUACUGGUUCCUCAAUCGCCGCAUUGUUGUUGAGGAGGAUGGCGAGCAGGAGGACAAGUCCACCUGGUACUACAGCACCAAGGUCCAGCUAGCCGAGCUCUUCGAGGGUUUGGAUAAAGAGUACUGGGAGGCCGACCUGAACGCAGCGCUCGAGGAGAUAAGAGAGGAGGUGCACGCUCACAUGGACAUCACUGAGGACCUCACCAACAAGGCCCGAGGCAGCAACAAGUGUUUCCUCACUGUCGCUAAUGAGGAGAUCCUGGAGCGGUUGCGGGCUAAGAGGGAGGAGGAGCUGGAGGAGGUGAAGAGACGAGCUGCAGAGGAGGCCCAGAAAGAGCGGCUGGAGAAGGAGAAGAUGGAGGUGGAUGUGGAGAAUGAAGAUGAAGAGGCCAAGUUGAGGGACGAGGGGCAACAAGAGGGCAAGGUCACAGAGCUGACGGAGGAGGAAACAAAACAAGAGGCCAGGGAAGAGAAAAAGGAUGGUGGAGAAAACCCAGCAUCAGAUUCUGUCCCCGGCAGCGGAGAUGGUAUCCCCAGCCUGAGCCAGCCGCCCCAGGCCAGUGAGGAGAACAGUAACGGCAGCAUGGGGGCUGUUACAAGAUGUCCUGAACCUCCAGACCUGGCUGACAAGUCCUCCCAGUCCUCCCUGGCCAGCCUUGAUGACAUAGGGGACGGUAAGGACGCUAACGGUGAGCCGUGUCCCGGCGGUAGGGGGUCCGCAGCAACUCGCAUGGUGACCCGACUGAGGAACCCCGAGAGCAAACUCAGCCAGAUGAAGAGCCAACAGGUGGCUGCUGCUGUUCAUGAAGCCAACAAGGUCUUCAAGGAGGGCAAAGAGGUACUAGUAGUAAAUGCACAAGGUGACGUCACCCGUGUCAGCACGCGAGGGAAGGAGGUGGUGAUGAAGGGGACACUUAGUCCAUUCUUCAAGCUGGGCCAGGAGGGGAAAUACCGUGUCUAUCAUAAUCAAUACAGUAGCAAUACUGUGGCACUCAACAAGCACCAGCACCGAGAGGACCACGACAAGAGGCGGCAUCUCUCCCACAAGUUCUGCAUGACACCAGCAGGAGAGUUUAAGUGGAACGGGUCUAUUCAUGGCUCCAAGGUUCUGACCAUCUCCACACUGAGAAUCACCAUCAUCCAGCUGGAGAACAACGUUCCAGCACCCUUCAUGCACCCUAACUGGGCCUCACACAGGACCAACUGGAUCAAAGCUGUUCAGAUGUGCAGUAAGGCCAGAGAGUUUGCGCUGGCCCUGGCCAUCCUGGAGUGUGCCAUCAAACCUGUGGCUAUGCUGCCUGUCUGGAAGGACUCACUGGGCCACACCAGGUUGAAUCGCAUGACAUCCAUUGAACGUGAGGAGAAGGAGAAGGUGAAGAAGAGGGAGAAGAAGCUGGAGGAUGAAGAGACGAUGCAGCAGGCCACAUGGGUCAAGUACACCUUUCCCAUUAAACACCAGGUGUGGAAGCAGAAAGGAGAGGAGUAUCGUGUAACCGGCUAUGGGGGCUGGAGCUGGAUCAGUAGGACUUAUGUGCAGCGGUUUGACCCCAAGCUUCCCGGCAACACAAACCCCAACUACCGCAAAGAACUGGAAGAUGCUAAACUUGGCAAGAAAUGUACCCUGCUGGACUUGAGUCGACGCCCCACUGUCGCUGCACCAGAGGCUCAGGGAGCUGCUGUGUCGAGCGGUGAGGAGAAAGAUCAAGACUCCUCCAGCCUCUCCAAGCCUGCAACAUAUCAUCCAAUGACUAAUGAGUUGGAGUCUAAUGAGAGGAUGGAAGAGGAACAGAAACAAGGGGCAGAGGAGAAGGAAAAGUCUGAGGAAUUACCAGCAGAUGAAACGCCAACAAAGAUGGAGGUGGACCCUCCAGACUCACGACCAGAAGAGCAAAGUUCCAGUAUUCAGGAGGAAAAGACUGCUGUGAAGGAGGAGCCUACAGAUAUCUCCACACGGCCCUUUAACUACGAUGUAGUAGAUGUCAGCAAGGGCUUCAUAACGCGCAUUCCCUACAAGAAGGUCAAGACCUCCAAACUGGACGGCCUGCUGGAGCGACGUGUAAAGCAGCGCGUUAUUGAAGAGAGGCAAAGGCAGCAGGCGUCUGCCGCCAACCCUCAGACUCUUAUACCCGUUGCAUUCACAGCAACCCCCCCUCCGAGCACUCCGGUCCGGCCACGGUCUCCACUCAAGCCCCAUGCUCUCGCUCAGACACAGCUUGCACUGGGCAGAGCUGUAAAAGAAGAGGAGAAACCCACAACACAAAUUCGAGUGCUGGGAACAGUUGAAGGACGAGAGGAUGUCAAGGAGGGUCUGCAUGAACCCUCUAAAACUACGAAUCAGACUGUCUCUCUUCCUACUCCUUCUCCUGUUCCUGACUCCACACCCAAAGACAGUUGCAGUACAGGUACACAAAACCAAACUCUUUCAAAGCCCAAGGUAUUGGAGGCAGACUUAGUAGAAAGGACUAUGGGGCAAAAAGAAACAAAUACAGACAUUUCAUGGCAAGAGGGCAUCAAACUGCCUAAUUCACAAGAAACACCAGCAGGGGGAAUUCAAAGCUCUUUAGAGCGACAAACAGCCACCGUAACAUCAGAUGUUACCAAGGCUGCACAUAUUGAAAAAACUGGGUCUGAGGUUUCCAACUUCAAAUUCGACUCCCUACGGACUUCUCCAAGUGUUCUUGGGCAGAUAGGCAGUCAAAACACAUCUCCUUCUAAAGGUAUUAAUCCAAACCCAGAAACCUUAGGCUCAGCACAUUCAAGCACAGAGGAAAACGGCAUGGGGCCAAAGGAGAUCCUAGAAAAUAUAGAACGCAUUGGACAAGGUAAAACCGAAAGCGAUGGCAUUCCCAAGCCAGUUUCUCCUCUCCCUCAGGUAAAUGGUAAUGAUGGCUUGGGGAGUGAAAAUGUGUUAAGUAACUCUGUAAUGAGCUCAAAUAAUGGUAUACUUAUCAGCAGUACACAGCUUAAGGAGAACAUCAUUGGUAAAGUUGAAGAACAUGGGGUGGUUGUGUCGUUGAAGGACGGCACGCAGCCAAAGCCUUUAGUGAAUGGAGAUUUGGCCCCUUUGAAUGAUUGUACAGAGGUUGGGGACAAGGGGCCAAGCCUAGUUUCUAAGAUAGAGAGCAAGACAAUGACCUCAGACCAGGACUACAAACCUCCACUGAAGAUCGCGAGGCUGGAGAACAAUGUAGGAGCACUUGGAACUAGCACUUUCCCAUUUCAGUCUAUGGAGGACAAACCCAGUCCUGCGGUGAAGAUCAUCAGGAUGGCGCCGUCUCCUAUACCCUCAGCAGAGAAGUUAAGUCUGAGCGACGGCUUUGCAGAGGAGAACAGUAACAGCGGGACUACAGAACGACUCAAAACCAUCAUCACCCAGGUAACCACAACCACCACAACUGUUGUUUCUACGGAGAUGAGGAUAGCAAAAAUGCCAUCGAAUGAGCCGGCUGUUGUGAAAAAGCCUGUCGCGUCGACAACAGAAAACAGCGCAGUGUCCACCCUCACUACCAUGACCAAAACAACUGUGACCAAAGUCUGUUCCCCUGGGCUGGACAGUCAGUCAGAGGACAGCCAGAGUGAGAUAGUGACGAAGGAGCAGAAGACAGCACUGUCAGUCAGUAAGUCCACAACUGACAGCCGUGGUAAGACCUCAUUGUUGUCUGUCGCUGUGAGUCUGGAGGACUCGUUGUCCACAAAGGGCCGGGUCCGUCUCCUCAAGUUCUCCCGCACCAAGAAGACUCGCUCAGACACUGCCCUUCCUUCUUACCGUAAGUUUGUCACCAAGAGCAGCCGCAAGAGUAUUUUUGUACUGCCACAUGACAACCUGAAGGUGCUGGCAAGGCGAGGCGGGUUUCGUGAGGUGUCCAUCUUCAGCUACAAUGCCAAGCCAGCGCUGGAUAUCUGGCCGUAUCCCUCACCCAGGCCCACGUUCGGCAUCACCUGGAGGUACCGUCUGCAGACCGUGAAGUCUUUGGCUGGUGUUAGCCUGAUGCUAAGGCUUCUCUGGGCCUCGUUGAGAUGGGACGACAUGGCCGUCAAACCAUCCGCAGCGAUCGGCACCACACGUACAGCCCUAUCCCCACUCAUUGCUACAGAGACGUCAGACACCGAAAUCACCACGACAGAGAUCAUCAAGCGCCGUGACGUGGGACCCUACGGCAUUCGCUCUGAGUACUGCAUCCGCAAAAUCAUCUGCCCCCUUGGAGUGCCUGACACUCCUAAAGAAACCCACACCCCUCAGAGGAAGGGGCUGCGAUCCAGUGCGUUGCGCCCCAAAAAGGCGGAGCCGGCCAAGCAGACGGGCCCCGUGGUGAUGGAGACCUGGGUGGCUGAGGAGGAGCUGGACCUCUGGGAGAUCAGAGCCUUCUCAGAGAGGGUGGAGAGGGAGAAAGCUCAGGCAGCCGAGCAGGCCAAGAAACGUCUGGAACAGAAACCAGGCAUCACAGUGACCCCAACAGGGACUCCUGCAACACCUGUCUCCACGCCCAAAGUCAUCAUCGGCUCACUGUCGGGCCAGGGCACUGCCACCACCAAGGUGGUACUGUCCACCAAGAUGGGCACCCCCGUCACAUUCCAGCAGAACAAAAACUUCCACCAGUCGUUCGCCACCUGGGUCAAGCAGGGUCAAAGCACACAAGGUGAGACCACCUUGGCCACAUCUAGUGGACACACCUUCCAGAUUACGGGAACCUCUAUGGGGGGGAAGGUAGUGACCACCAAGCUGCCACUCCCCUCCAACAGCAAGAUCGUCACUGUCAACGUGCCAACUUCACAAGGAGGUGUUGUUCAGCAGAAAGUGUUGGGGAUCAUCCCGUCAGGCACAGCAGGCGGUGCUCAGACCUUCACCACAUUCCAGCCGCACACCACCACGCUCAACAUCAGGCCCAAUACCCCAGGCUCCCAGCAGCAGGUUCUGGCAGCUGGUGCUCAGAUCCGUCCAGGAAUGACGGUGAUCCGAACACCGAUCCAGCAGACCGGACAAAUGGGAAAGACGAUACUCCGAACUCCCCUCGUGGUCCAGCAAGGUCAGGGUGGACAGCAGGUCGUGACGCAGAUCAUUCGCGGCCAGGCAGUCUCCACAGCAAUAUCUGGGGCCAGCCCAGUUGCCACGGUUACUGGUCAAGGGGCAGGAAGCCCCACGACUGCAGCUGGCACCCCCCCGCGGGCGCAGGGCCAGGUCAAACUCACCCUUGCUCAGCUCACUCAGCUCACACAGAAGCAGCAGGCAGGUUCAGCUGUGGAUCGGCAGGCUGGAGUCGGUGGUACCCAGCAGGCUCUGACGGUGAUGGUUCAGGGUCAGGGCCAGACCACUGGCCAGCUGCAGGUCAUUCCUCACGGGGUCACGGUCAUCCCAGGACCCGGUCAGCAGCUCAUGCAGGCAGUGCUGCCCAACGGCCAGGUGCAGCGCUUCCUCUUCACUCCCAUCGCCUCAGCAGCCACGCCAACAUCAAGCACAGUCACCACAGUUCCCGGUCAGCUCAACUCCACCUCCACCAAAACCCCCGCCCAGCCCGCCCAGCAGGCGGCUGCCCCCGUUCAGGCAGGGGCAACCCCCUUGGCCACUACCAGCACCCCUUCGUCGGCCACCCCACAAGGCCAGUUACCCCCUCAGACGCAGGCUCACAUGCCGAUCCAGUCUCCCACCUCGCUGCAGGUGAAAACACAGGGAGGAACGGCUCAGCUGCAGCAGGUCAUCAGCAUGUCCGGACUGCAGCAGCAGGUUCAGGUGUUGGCGCAGCUGCAGGCCCAGCAGGCCCAGCAGGCCCAGCAGGGUGGAUGCUCUCUGCCACAGCACAUCAAACUGCAGCUUCCCAUCCAGAUUCAACAGGCCGGGACCACCUCAGCUCAGGGAGGACAGAUUGGGAACGUGGUGACCAUCCAGGCAGCUUCUGUCCAGGAGCAGCUGCAGAGGAUCCAGCAGCUCAGAGAGCAGCAGCAGCAGAAGAAGAGACAAGCUGCAGAGGCCAAGAGAGAGCAAGCCCUCAACACAGCCAGCCAGAGCGACAUCAUUCAGAAACAGGUGGUGAUGAAACAAAACGCUGUGAUCGAGCACCUGAAGCAGAAGAAGACCAUGACGCCUGUAGAAAGAGAAGAGAAUCAGAGAAUGAUCGUGUGCAAUCAGGUGAUGAAGUUCAUUCUGGACCGGAUAGACAAGGAUGAGAGGCAGGAGGCCAAGAGGAAGAAGAAGGAGGAGGUGGUGGAGGCGAAGAGGAGGUUGGCCAACGCCGGCAAGCUCUCCUCGCUCCUCUACCGCCACAAAGAGAGCCUCAAGAUGGAGAUCCUGAAAAAGCGGGCACUUCUGGACAAAGAGCUGCAGCUCGAGACACAGGAGGAGCUUAAGAGGGAUCUAUUGCGGAUCCGCAGGGAGAAGGAGAGGGCUCAGGCUGCAGCUCAGCAAGCUGCCCAGGCCGCAGCUGCACGCAACAAGCAUCAACACACGCAUGGCAUCACAUCUCAACACCACCUCACCACCAACGCCUCCUCCACACACAAAAGAAAACGGGAGGACGAGAGGGAGAAUGUGAUGUCGGCAAAGUCCAAGAAGAAGAAGAUGAUCUUGACAACGAGCACCAAGGACAGCAAAAAGGAAAUCAAGCUCUACUGCGUCUGCAAAACGCCAUACGACGAGUCCAAGUUUUACAUUGGUUGCGACCUGUGCACUAACUGGUAUCAUGGAGAGUGUGUGGGCAUCACGGAGAAGGAGGCCAAGAAGAUGGAUGACUACAUCUGUGUGGAGUGUAAACAGGGACAGCAGACCAGCACGGAGGAGCUGUACUGCAUCUGUCAGACGCCCUACGACGAGUCCCAGUUCUAUAUCGGGUGUGACCGGUGUCAGAACUGGUACCACGGUCGCUGCGUGGGCAUCCUGCAGAGCGAGGCCAACCACAUCGACCAGUACGUGUGUCCGAAUUGUCAGUCCACAGAGGACGCCAUGACGGUCUUCACGCCGCUAACCGACAAGGACUUUGAGGGCCUGCGGAGAAUUCUGCGUUCAUUACAGGCUCACAAAAUGGCAUGGCCGUUCCUGGAGCCAGUGGACCCAAACGACGCCCCGGACUACUACAGGGUUAUCAAGGAACCAAUGGACCUUUCAACCAUGGAGGAGAAGAUACAGAAGCGAAAGUACGUGAAGCUGACGGAGUUUGUAGCGGACAUGACCAAAAUCUUCGACAACUGCCGCUACUACAACCCCAGCGACUCGCCCUUCUACCAGUGUGCAGAGGUUCUGGAGACCUUCUUCGUCCAGAAGCUCAAAGGGUUCAAAGCCAGCAGGUCUCAUAACAACAAACUACAAUCAGCAGCUUCUUAGCUCUCUCCUAAAAUUCAAGUGUCAAAAAAGACAAGCCUUGUGGUUUCCUCGUAAUGAUUAAGCCCGUUGGUCGAAGUCGGGCUGCAUCUGAACCGGAGCCCUCUCUGGAGGAGAGCACGCUCCCUGUGGAAAAUCUGCUCGCACUGGUGUCAUAGCGCCCAACCUCCAACACCUCCACUAAGAGGAGAGAGAAGCCCCUUUUCAUCCAUUGGGACAAAAUGGCAGAGAAGAACCACCUUCAGACGGGGGGGGGACGGUGUCCGCCCGCUUCAGCCCAACCAGCCACUCCUACCAGAGCAUCCCAAACUCCAGAUGGGGAACACAGAUACUGCUGACGUGUGGGCUGGUGGGAUGUUCAGGGGCACAUCCGGCAGCAGCAGACUCUACUUCUGUAGCUGAUCACUAUUUGUACGUAUCCUAUAAAGCAAAGUGUCAGUGUGGAUCUUUCCUCCUAGAGAUGCUACUUUUAUUUUAUUCUGUCACACUUUCAAUGAUGUGUUUCAUUGUGUGAAAUCCCAUUGAAGCCUAGUCCCUGCCUCAAGUGGAAAUGUUCAUGAGGUCAAAAUGAAAACCCCCAGUUUAUGCUUCACACUCAUGUACAGUACCUCGGAGUUCAUUCUUCUCAGAAUUAACACCUCUUUAUGGUCGAAAGCAGCAUUUUAUUGAUUGUCACACUUGAUACCCCACUGGAGAAAAAAAGAACCAAAUCAGUUUUCAUAAUGGCGUUUUAGAGCCCUUGUAGGGUUGGAUGUUCAAUGCUGGUGCACCUCCUCACCAACGUGUGUAUGAGGCAUUUCCGGCUUACUGAAGCAUCCGAGGUGUAAUAAGGUUUAUCCAACCUUGCACAGUGACGCAAUGUAGUAACUUGGAGAACAAAAUGUGACGUCUCGUUAAUUUGAGACUUUACUCUCCUCCCCGAGCUCCGUAAUACAUUUUCCGUUUGACUGCAACGGCCCUCUAAUGCAGUCUUAGUUUUCAAAUGCUCGUUGUGCAGCAAAUCUCAGGUGCACCGUUUCCUUCCACCUACACCCAGUUAUAUUGGCUAUCCUCCGUUGUGAAGCUCUGCAUGAAACCCCAUUUGUAACCGAAGUUAGAUAUGUAAAAAAAGAUGGUCAACGUGACAUUUUCUGUUGGAUUCGCAUCACCACAUACAGGCGGCAGUAGACGGCACUUCCUGGAGUUAAUUAAGGGGUCUUCGCUUCGUCUGAGGGCUGCCAUGUUAAUAUUCAGAGGGUAACAACCAGAACAGGCCAUCUCAUUCCACCACAUCCUGCGACCUUUUACCAUUUUGUGUUCUUCUUUAAAGCAAGUGAAGAAUGUUAACUAGCUCUGUGCUCCAUUAAACGUGACCCUUUAUGAAGGAAGUCAAUGACAUGAAGAGAGGAGAAUGUUGGGGCUUCAGGGAGGGUCAAACAUGAACAAGACUUAACUAACCCACAUGUCCCGGCCUCCAAAAGCUCUGUUUGUCAAUGGCAGUCUGUUAGUCUCUCCUUAUCUAUCGGCCACUUCUUCCAACAUAUUUCAUUGAAGUUGACAGGUUGGCUCACAUGUCUCUCAACUCGCCCUCAAAGCAUGGUUAAGUAAUUGGAUAAUGGACUUUUCCACUCAGCAUCAACUCAGUUAUGUUGCGGUCUGCGGCAGCAUGUCUGGGAGUAAACUUUGAGUGGGGACUGGGGAGUCUUUGUACCGUGGGGUUUGUAUGAACAUUUUAUAGCUGCAUUUUUAUCAUAUAUUUGGGAACAUUUUUGUAAUCUGUGAUUAUCAGUUUUGUAGGAGGGGAGCAGUCACAAGACACACUUGUAUUUAAGUUGUUGAAAACAGUAUAAAAUGAAGUACAUUUCAGAUUCAAUCAGUUUUUUGCAGAGUUGAGAGAAUGUUGCUUCUGUCUCCUUUACUGUUUGUGUCUUUUUACACAAAUGUCCGUCUCUUUGUAAUCUUAUGAAGAUGUGUUUCAUCCACUGUUUGUGAUCUCUAUUGUAUAUUAUGGUUGUUCAAAUAUGUAGAGAUGACAGACUUUUCGAGCAGUAGAAACUUUUAUUUUUCACUCUUUGAACCAGCAUAAGCCCGACUGUAUAUUUUUCCUGUCUAUUUUUUCUCUCUAAUUGAAGUGAAUUCUACAUUUUAGGUGAGAUUCCCCCUUAUAUUACAAUUGCUGCAUAUUGUGAGCAUAAAGGUUUUGAACGGGGCAAAGUGACAAAGUUAACUCUUGUACAGAGUUUUUCUUCUUUUUGUAAGAAAACAACCAGUUCAACAUAACUUCUAUAUUGACAUUGCAUUUCUUGUAUUAUUUAUUCAUAUCAAUGAAAAGUUCUCCGUUUUUUUUUAGUAAUGUUGAGGAAAUGUAACAGCAGAUAAAUAGUACUCUGUUUUUAACUGAUUGUGGCAACUCUGAAGAGAUUCUCUUUUGUACUCGAUAGGACAUUUCAUCCUAGAUAAUAAAGUAAUGUUUUUGACACCGGCUUUCAAAA
Molecule: messenger RNA, 11396 nt
Organism: Gymnodraco acuticeps
Lineage: Eukaryota; Metazoa; Chordata; Actinopteri; Perciformes; Bathydraconidae
Product: nucleosome-remodeling factor subunit BPTF-like
Biological process (GO): regulation of transcription by RNA polymerase II
Cellular component (GO): NURF complex
Molecular function (GO): zinc ion binding; RNA polymerase II cis-regulatory region sequence-specific DNA binding
Source: RefSeq, a predicted model, not a curated record